ACUCUCAAUGCGCGGUGAUUUCAACAUUGCCACUCGAGGUUAGCGAACAGAUUCACGUCAAUGCCAAACAUAAAGGUGUUUUCUGGCAGCUCAAAUCGAGACCUGGCUCAAAAGAUAGCCGACCGUAUUGGCUGUCGAUUAGGAAAAGUUACUUCUAAAAAGUUCAGUAAUCAGGAGACAAGUGUUGAGGUUGAGGAGUCAGUCCGCGGGGAAGACGUUUAUAUAAUACAAACUGGCGGCGGAGAAGUCAAUGACAACCUUAUGGAACUACUCAUAAUGAUUAGCGCCUGUAAGAUCGCUUCAAGUUCCCGAGUGUCCGCAGUCAUCCCCUGUUUCCCAUACGCAAGGCAAGACAAAAAGGAUAAAUCACGCGCUCCUAUCUCUGCAAAAUUAGUAGCUAAUAUGCUGUCAGUUGCCGGAGCUGAUCAUAUCAUAACGAUGGACUUACAUGCCAGUCAAAUCCAAGGAUUUUUCGAUAUCCCUGUUGAUAAUUUGUAUGCUGAGCCUGCAGUUAUCAAAUGGGUCAAAACAAAUAUACCAGAAUGGAAAGAUUGUUGUAUUGUUAGUCCAGAUGCUGGCGGCGCUAAAAGAGUAACUUCAAUCGCGGAUCAGUUAAAUGUUGAUUUUGCCUUGAUUCACAAAGAACGGAAACGUGCAAACGAAGUGGAUCGUAUGGUUCUUGUUGGAGAUGUAAAUAACCGUGUCGCUAUCCUGGUUGAUGAUAUGGCAGAUACAUGUGGAACGAUAUGCACUGCGGCAGACAAAUUGAUUGAAGCUGGCGCUGAGCGUGUUUACGCUAUCUGCACUCAUGGUAUAUUUUCAGGCCCAGCUUUGGAGCGAAUUAAUAAGUCAGCUUUCGAAGCUGUCGUUGUAACAAAUACUUUGCCACAAGAAGAAAAUAUGCGGAAAGCUCCUAAAAUUCAGUGUAUUGAUGUAAGCACUAUGUUGGCUGAAGCUAUUCGUCGAACACAUAAUGGUGAAUCUGUCUCCUAUCUAUUUAAUCAUGUCCCUUUGUAACAACAAUAAUAAUAAUCCUGAAUCAAUCACCUCCGAAAUGACAAAAUAAGUGAAAAACUAGAAAAGAUUGUUUUCUUUAUCACUAUCCACUUUAUAUUUGUAUUUUCAGCAUGUUAAGAUUUUUUUUCUUUUGAAAACUUCUAUAUUUUCUAGUCUUGUUCCAUUUAAUCUAAUGUAUUUUGUUCAUCGAACUAUUCCAUAUUAAAAUAUCUUUAUUCAUUAUUAAAUGCUUCGAAUGUCGUUUUUUUUGUAACAGAAAAUAAUUGAUUUAUCUUUAACUUGAUUAGUUUUGAUUUGGUUUGGUUUGAUUGUUUGUUUUUUAUCCUCCUUUUUUCUUUUUAGAGAAUCCAAUAGUCUUCUUUUAAAGUCUUUUGUAAUAUAUUCUGUUGUUCGUAUACGU
This is a messenger RNA of Schistosoma guineensis, 1417 nucleotides long. The record is from the annotation of a GenBank genome assembly. Lineage: Eukaryota; Metazoa; Platyhelminthes; Trematoda; Strigeidida; Schistosomatidae.